AUGAGGGCAAAAAUACGUACUCAUCAUGGAGAACAUCUUAGGAGGCACUGCCCAAAACCCUCUUGCAGCUUAGGAGGCAGUAGUAUCACUGGCAAGUGCUACGUGUGUGAUCAGAUGGGGCAUUAUGCACGAUAUUGCCCUAAUAAGAAACCAGCUGGAGGUGCGCCAGCUAAGAAACCAGUUGGAGAGCGGCCCAAAGCACCAGGGCAUGUGUUUGCACUGAAGACCACUGAGGUGACUCAGUCAGGUAACCUGGUGGAGAAUACCUUCUUGAUUUUUGGUAACAGUGUGGUUGUGUUGUAUGACUCAGGAGUUACCCAUUCAUUUGUAUCCAAUGAAUGUGUGAGGAAGCUCGGACUUGUGAUGCGAGAGCUGGGGUGCGAGUUAAUAAUCACGACACCAACGUCUGGCGAGGUAUCCACCAGCUUUGUUUGUGUGGGAUACCCUAUGGAGGUGGCAGGCAACAAGUUCAAGGUGAAUCUCAUUUGCUUGCCAAUGGAGGGCUUAGACGUGAUUCUAGGAAUGGACUGCCGGUCGAGCAACCAUAUUGUCAUCGAUUACGGACGACACAAGGUAGUGUUCCCAAACACAGAAGGAUUAGAGCUUAUAUUGUCUAAUCAGGCGAUGAAAGAGAUAGAAGUUGGAGCCACUUGCUUCAUGAUAGUGGCUCAAGGAGAGAAGAAGGGUACAACGGAGCAGAUCCGAAGCAUACUAGUAAUGGAUGAGUAUGCAAAUGUCUUUCCAGAUGAAAUUUUAGAACAUCCACCAAGUAUGGAUGUGGACUUCACUAUUGAUCUCAUCCCUGGAGCUGGCAGUCUCUAUGGGACCAUAUAG
Molecule: messenger RNA, 834 nt
Organism: Vigna unguiculata (cowpea)
Lineage: Eukaryota; Viridiplantae; Streptophyta; Magnoliopsida; Fabales; Fabaceae
Molecular function (GO): nucleic acid binding; zinc ion binding
Source: RefSeq, a predicted model, not a curated record